Molecule: messenger RNA, 1660 nt
Organism: Malus domestica (apple)
Lineage: Eukaryota; Viridiplantae; Streptophyta; Magnoliopsida; Rosales; Rosaceae
Biological process (GO): nuclear polyadenylation-dependent mRNA catabolic process; U1 snRNA 3'-end processing; U4 snRNA 3'-end processing
Cellular component (GO): nuclear exosome (RNase complex); cytoplasmic exosome (RNase complex)
Molecular function (GO): mRNA 3'-UTR AU-rich region binding
Source: RefSeq, a predicted model, not a curated record
CAAAUUUAAAAGUGUGCUACAUAGUAUUGAAAAAUAGGAAAACAGAAAAAGAAAAAGGAGAGUAAGAGAGAGACAGAAGAAAGGGCGACUUGGAGACUGAGAGGAAGAAGAGGUCUUUGUUUCUUGCGUCCUCGAUUCCAUUCGAUCUUCCUCAAUCCGACUGCUACCCUCGAUUUUGUUUGAUUGAGGUACGUGCUUCUCUCAUCUGAUCAUCCAUCAUUGGAAUUAUCCAAGUACAUGGGUUUCCUCGAAUUUUGAUGCCAGCUUCCGAAUCAAUUUCCCAUUUUUUUCGUUUAGAAUACUUUCAUGUUGAGUGAGUUCCUCUCAAUCCUUUUCAUUUGUAUGAGCUGUCGAUUCUGUUCAGAUUUUUCUUUAAAUUGGUUUUGGGUUUGCUGUUGUUUGGUGAGGGAGAAGGAGAGGGAUAACACUGGGGACGAGAGCUUGGGUUUAUUUGGAAUUUCAACUUUUAUGCGAGGGCACAAUGGAUGUUGAAAUCCCUAAACCCUAAGCCCUACAGCCUUUCCUCUGCAUCUUCUCUCAGCCGCAGCAACGCCGCCACAGCCACGGCCACCGCCUUCUGUCACUGAUUAGGGCUUCGUCAGCAUUGUCUCUGCUCGAAAUGGUGGGACUAUCCAUAGGAGAAAAGCAUUUUAUACAGGGCGGUAUUGCACAGGACAUUCGUUCUGAUGGUCGAAAAAGAUUGACGCCUCGGCCCAUCAAUGUCAAAACUGGAGUAAUUUCCCAGGCAAAUGGUUCGGCAAGGGUCAGGAUGGGGGCUACGGAUGUCAUUGCUAGUGUGAAGGCUGAACUUGGAAGGCCAACUGCACUGCAACCCGACAAAGGAAAGGUCUUUAUAAACGUCGAUUGCAGUCCAACCGCAGCACCAAUGUUUGAGGGUAGAGGGGGUGAGGAGCUGUCAGCAGAACUCUCAGUGGCUCUUCGACAUUGCCUCUUGGGUGGUAAAAGUGGAUCUGGUGCUGGAAUUGAACUCUCCUCUCUAGUAGUUGUGGAAGGAAAGAUCUGUUGGGAUCUUUACAUUGACGGCCUUGUUGUCAGUUCAGAUGGGAAUCUUCUAGAUGCCCUAGGUGCUGCUAUAAAGGCUGCUUUGAGCAAUACAGGCAUCCCAAGAGUAAAUGUUGCAGCUGGUGCAUCUGGGGAUGAGCAACCGGAGGUUGAUGUAAGCGACGAGGAGUUUCUGCAAUUUGACACAUCUAAGGUCCCUGUCAUAGUUACAUUAACAAAGGUAGGUAAGCACUAUAUUGUGGAUGCCACUUCAGAAGAGGAAUCACAAAUGAGCUCGGCUGUUUCAAUUUCCGUCAAUAGGCAAGGGCACAUCUGCGGGUUGACCAAACGGGGUGGUGCAGGCCUUGAUCCAAGCAUCAUUCUCGACAUGGUAUCCGUGGCAAAAACAGUUAGUGAGCAGCUGAUAAACACGUUGGAUUCUCAGAUAGCUGCCGCUGAAGCUGGUGAAGAUGAAUCGUAACGUAGUUAGAAUCUCUGAUAUAUCUAAGUAGGUGGUUCGAGCAGGUCCUCGCUAUAUGAAAUUUGUAAUUCCGAUACUUACACAGAGCUGAUGAAAACAUUUGAUUUGUUGUACGCACAUUUGGCACCUUACGCUGUUAGAGAGUUAAGAGUUGUUGCUUUGAGAGCUUUUGCAUUC